CAUGCGUGUACAGAGCUGGUUAGUGAGUGAACACAAACAGACGAACGGCACCGAGCUGUUGUAAAGAAUGUGACAGCAUCUUUUUUAUUUAAGUCUCAAAACCUUGUCGCCAAAUUUUUUUUGGCAUAUUUUUUCUCACUGAUAUUGUGUUGAAGAAGUCAUGGAGCCGAUAACGAAGUGGGCGCCGAAGCAAGUUGUCGACUGGAUGAAAGGUUUGGAUGACAGCCUGCAGCAGUAUGUGAGCAACUUUGAGCGGGAGAAGAUCAGUGGGGAGCAGCUACUGAAGAUCACACAUCAAGACUUGGAGGAGCUCGGCGUGGCCAGGAUUGGACACCAGGAGCUGGUGCUGGAGGCUGUCGACCUGCUCUGUGCUCUGAACUAUGGCGUAGAGACGGACAACUUGAAGAAUCUGGUUGUGAGGAUGAGAGCUGCCACCAACAGUCUCCACAUGGCCACGUCUGAUCGCAGAAAAAGCCCAGCAUAUGAAAGCAGCAUGUCUCGCAAGCCACCCAACGACUUCCUUACUUCUGUGGUGGAGCUGAUUGGAGCUGCAAAGAGCCUCCUGGCUUGGCUUGACAGGACGCCUCUUACAGGGAUCAGUGACUUCACAGCCACCAAGAACAAGAUCAUUCAGCUGUGCCUGGAGCUCACCACCACAGUUCAACAGGACUGCAGUGUUUACGAGAUGGAAGAGAAGAUCCUCGAAGUUUCGAAGAUUUUGAACAGCAUCUGUGAUCAGACCGUGAGAACCACCUCUGACCCCCUGAUGAGCCAGUCGGCCUGCUUGGAAGAAGUCCAGCUGACCAAUAUCAAGCCUGGAGAGGGUUUGGGGAUGUACAUCAAGUCUACUUACGAUGGGUUACAUGUCAUCACGGGAACCACAGAGCAUUCACCUGCAGACCUGACCAGGAAGAUCCAUGCAGGUGAUGAGGUGAUCCAGGUUAACCAGCAGACAGUGGUGGGCUGGCAGCUGAAAAACCUGGUUGUCAAACUGAGGGAGGACCCCAAAGGUGUGGUUCUCCUCCUCAAGAAGAGGCCCACUGGCACAACAGGUUUCACCCCCGCCCCGCUCAAGAACAUGCGCUGGAAGCCCCCUGUACCUCAGAACAAUUCCUCCUUGAUCAGAGCCCAGUCUCCCUGCGGCUCAGCUAACGGAACAACCAAAAAAGAGAAGCCAGCUAUCCUGGACUUGUACAUCCCCCCUCCCCCUCCAGUACCAUACACCCCACGAGAGGGGAGAACAGACUCCUUCUCCAGCAUUAGUAAAAGACCAAAGGGCUCUGAGUCACCCAACUCCUUUCUGGACCAGGAGAGCAGGAGACGCUGCACCAUCGCAGAUUAUGACAAGCUAAGCAUCGGCUGUCCCAUCACGGCUAAUGUGAUACAGCCCAGAAUGAGAGAGCACAAGCCUUCGCGUGGAAAGCCCCGGCCUCUGUCCAUGCCAGCGGAUACUUGUGUUGGAGUGGUAGAUCCCUACGCCAAGCCCUGGGCACAGGGAAGGAAAGGUGAAGACCUGCUGUACAGAUACUUGAGCAAUGAGAGGAUUCCCACCAUAGCAGAGGAGGUGCCCUCAGUGUCCCCCCCCUACAGGCCUGCGGGGGAACGUCACCUGGUCAGAGUGGAUCACAUCCGGGGCAGCCGUUACUACUCCAACUCAGACCUCCACAACAGCGCUACCAUCCCUUACCAGGAGGACAUGAAGAAGGCCCCCAUAGCCCCCGUCUCCAAGCGCACGACAGCAGAACGCUCACUACUGGUCAGUUGGAUCACGCGGCUUAAGCUAUUGACUCACUGAUGAUGCGCUUCCUGUCCAGGGCUUCCUGUUCCUGUCUUGUGUCCUUCCUCAGUGCCUUUGAUUUUUAACGUCCAGCUGUUUUUUUGGCAGCUUCGGGCUUUCUCACACUCCUCUCUCCCCAACCUCCAUAUUUCCCUGGCGUUACUACUACUACCAACUACUACUCCUCAACCAAACUUGCUUCUGUAGUACUCACUACAUUAUAUCAUCACCCCUUUAACACUGCCCACAAUCCUCCUCGUCUCUGACUACAAGUCCCUUCUCUGCCUCAAGAGGAUACAGUUUGUUCAGGUUUAGGACACUUUGGCCUUGUGUGCUGUUUCUUGACUCCUCUGUACAUAUUAAGUUAUGUCAUGUUUAGUUUAAAUGCUCUCUGGUACCAUUAUUUAAUACUUCAGAAAACAUGCCUGAUAUCAUUUCAGCUAUUUGCUUAUUUUGAUUUUAUUUGCGUAAAUAAAUUAUAAAAAUAAAACUAAGUGAAACAAACAGCAUAUUUUGUUAGUGAAACUGUGCUUUUGCUAUACAUGUUAUUUUUUCUUUUUCAAAUUACACUUUUGUGAUCAGUUAGUUACACUACCCUCUGCCAAUGGUUGCCUCUUGUAAGCUAUGCAUAUUCUUCAGAAAGAUUUUUAAAGUCACUUUACAGUGACUUGACAGUGCUAUUUUGGUUGGUAAAAGGAUCUUUAUAUCUUGUCACUAGCAAAUACAGUAUUUGUGCUGGUUUUACAGCUAUGCACAGUAAACUCUGCAAUUACCCAUCUAAAGGGGCCUAUAUAUACAGCUGGUUGACGGUAAUAACUGGUCUUUUAAAGCCAGUGUUUUGAACCAGUCCUUUAGGAAACACAGGUCAAAUGGCCUUCUAUUAGCUCAUGCUAUGGAAAGACCACACAUCACAAGAGACAGAAUGACAGUAUUAUAUAAGACAAUACAGGGAAGAAGUGUUUGUUGUUGCUUUAUCUGCCUUUUUGUAAGAUUUGA
Molecule: messenger RNA, 2773 nt
Organism: Seriola dumerili (greater amberjack)
Lineage: Eukaryota; Metazoa; Chordata; Actinopteri; Carangiformes; Carangidae
Gene: cnksr3
Product: CNKSR family member 3
Exons: 13
Coding region: 161-1795 (544 amino acids)
Biological process (GO): regulation of signal transduction
Cellular component (GO): membrane; cytoplasm
Molecular function (GO): protein binding
Source: RefSeq, a predicted model, not a curated record